Molecule: messenger RNA, 873 nt
Organism: Oikopleura dioica
Lineage: Eukaryota; Metazoa; Chordata; Appendicularia; Copelata; Oikopleuridae
Source: the annotation of a GenBank genome assembly
AUGUCUCUUCCAAACCGAGUUAGCAAGUACAGAGAUUUCUUGCCAAAGUCGCCGGGGCAUUCAGAUAAUUACUACGGCUCGGCGCCGCUGUGGAGCCAGUCAUCCUGCGAAAAAUCUCAAGAUACUCAGACCUGCCCACCUCGAUUUUACACGAGAAAUCCGUCAAUAGAGCGAAGGAAUUAUGGAAGUCAGGGUUUCUCCAUUGGAGAAAGCUCACAACUUGCAUCUGCUCCAAAGGGCAGAAAAGUCAGCGAAGCUGGUCGACCAAGAUCCUUGCCUAGUACCCAGCAACUUAUAAAUGGCAAGCUUGCUUUUACUGCAUCACAAUUUACUCCAAAGAAAGACGCUCCCAAGAAAAAAGACCUCCGUAUCGACAGCUGGACACAGAUGACACCAAAGUCCAGCAAGCCGAAAGCACAGGAGUCAAAGAAGACAGUGAAAGAUGCAGCGACGGAGAUGACACCAAAGAAGAAAGAGGCCAGCGUUCCAACUAGGAAAGAGGGUGAUGUUCCAGAGAAGAUUAAAAUCAAGGAAGAACCGUGGCCGACACCACCACCACAGGCUUCUAGAGCGACUCAAUGGACACCCAAGUCGGCCGGUUUGCAGCUGAAUUCUCUCCAACGAACCCCUAUCAGAAAGAAGAAAGUAAGCGAGUACUUCGAAGAAGCAAAGAAAAACUUCGGGGAAGAGGGAAGUAGCUUUUCGAUGGAUUUCAGCGAGUCGCCAGGAGGAACGUUCAGAGUUCACUUCGAAAAGAAACAGAAAGCGACGAUCUUGGAAAGCGAAAAGAACGGGAAGAUCAAGUCGAUCAUGAAGCGAAGCAUCAAGAAAAAACGAGUCAGCUUCAAUUCUCAAACUGAGCUCAUCUAUUAA